Macadamia integrifolia is the source of this 2179-nucleotide messenger RNA. RefSeq names its product pentatricopeptide repeat-containing protein At1g08070, chloroplastic-like. Gene Ontology annotation, biological process: RNA modification. Gene Ontology annotation, molecular function: protein binding; zinc ion binding; RNA binding. The record is from RefSeq and is a predicted model, not a curated record. The transcript has 2 exons. Bases 329 to 2155 code for a protein of 608 amino acids. Lineage: Eukaryota; Viridiplantae; Streptophyta; Magnoliopsida; Proteales; Proteaceae.
CCCGCAUGAAAAUAUCAUCUUUAUCACAUAUCUCAAUAGUAGCCGUUAAAGGACAAUUACUUCAACGUUCAGUAAAAAACCCGGGAAGUUCCUUCGAGGUAUGAAAUUGGUGCCCAACAACUUCCUUUCGUUCUGCAGAGACUGGAAUCCUGCAAAUCCUUGGAGGAGCUCAAACAAAUCCAUGCCACUGUCAUCAAAGCAAGGCCUCUCCAAACCCAACUCGUGUUCAACAAAAUAAUUGCUUUUUGUGCUCUAUCACCGUCAGGGAACCUAGAUUACGCCCGCUCAGUCUUGGCCCGAAUGGGAAGCCCAAACCUCUACGCUUACAAUGCCAUUAUCCGGGGCCUUUUCUUGUAGCAAGAGAAACCCAAUAGAGUCACUGUUGUUUUAUCGUGAAAUGCUUGAGAAGGGCUUCUGUCCUGACAAUUUCACCCUCCCUUUUAUUCUGAAGGCGUGCACCCAUAUACGGGCACUAAGAGAAGGGAAUGUAGUUCACGCUCAGUCAAUCAAGACAGGACUAGUGAGGGAUGUAUUUGUGAUUAAUACUUUGAUGAGGUUGUAUGCUGUUUGUGGGACGGUUCAAGCGGUCCAGAAGUUGUUCGAUGAAAGUCUCCAUAGGGAUCUGGUUUCUUGGACGACGAUGAUUCAAGCUUAUGCGGAGAUCGGGCUUCCUAGGGAGGCAGUUCAGGUGUUUUUAGAUAUGGGUGAAGGUACAAAUUUGCGAGCCGAUGAAGUGACCAUGGUGAUUGUACUUUCAGCUUGCGCUAAAUUGGGGGAUUUGGAUUUGUGUAAGAGAAUUCAUGGGUAUAUGGAAGAUAAUAAAGUGCAAUCCGAUGUUUUUGUUGGAAAUGCCUUGGUUGAUAUGUACUUGAAGUGUGGGGAUGUUGAUUUUGCGUGUAGGUUGUUUGAUACAAUGCCUGUAAAAAAUGUGGUUUCUUGGAAUUCUAUGAUAUUGGGGCUAACGCAAAUGGGGGAGUUUAAAGAGGCAUUUUCUGUGUUUCGGAGGAUGCAGGCUAAUGGAUAUGAACCAGAUGAUGUUACAUUGGUUGGCGUCCUCAAUUGCUGUGCUAAUCUUGGGAUGCUUGAGAUGGGUAAGUGGGUUCAUGCAUAUAUAGAUAGGAAUCAGAUCAGGGCAGAUGGGUUUAUAGGAAAUGCAUUAGUUGACAUGUACGCAAAGUGUGGGAGCAUAGAUCAAGCUUUUGAAGUUUUCAAGUGCAUGGAACAUAAAGAUGUCUACUCUUAUACUGCCAUGAUUGUUGGGUUAGCUAUGCAUGGGGAAGGAGAGAAGGCAUUAACUCUCUUCUCUGAGAUGUCUAGGGCUGAUAUAAAACCAGAUGAGGUGACAUUUAUCGGGAUCCUAUCGGCAUGUAGCCAUGCUGGACUAGUGGAGGAAGGCCAUCGAUAUUUUGAGGAUAUGUCAAAGUCGUAUAACCUUACGCCUCAGAUAGAACACCAUGGAUGCAUGGUUGAUCUUUUGGGACGUGCUGGACUCAUAAGAGAGGCAGAGGAGUUUAUUAGCACUAUGCCAAUGAAGCCAGAUGCUUUUGUUUGGGGAGCUUUGCUAGGAGCCUGUAGGAUCCAUGGAAAAGUUGAGCUGGGAGAAAGCAUUAUGAAAAGGCUAGUAGAAAUAGAGCCUGCAAGGGAUGGUGCUUAUGUACUUAUGUCAAACAUAUACACCUCUGCUAAUCGGUGGGGUGAUGCAAUAAUGAUGAGAAAGACAAUGAAAGAAAGGAAAAUGAAGAAGAUCCCUGGCUGUAGUUUGAUAGAACUGGAUGGCGUAGUUCAUGAGUUCCGCAAGGGGGACAAAUCACACCCAAAAACAAAAGAGAUAUACAUGAUGCUGGAUGAAAUUACGAGACACCUGAAGGAGCAGGGGUAUGUAGCGGAGACUACGAGUGUGUUGCUAGAUGUGGCUGAAGAGGAGAAAGAGCAUGCUUUAUGUCACCAUAGUGAGAGGUUGGCAAUUGCUUUUGGCUUGAUCUGUACAAGCCCUGGGACAACACUGAGGAUUGUGAAGAAUCUCCGUGUGUGUAGUGAUUGUCACUCUGUGACUAAAUUUAUUUCUAGGAUUUUUCAGAGGGAGAUAAUUGUGAGGGAUCGUAAUCGCUUUCAUCAUUUUAGAGAAGGUUUUUGUUCGUGUAAAGAUUUUUGGUAAUGCAGGUUUCUAUUUUUAUUAUUA